Sorex araneus (European shrew) is the source of this 421-nucleotide messenger RNA. Its product is annotated as elongin-C-like. Lineage: Eukaryota; Metazoa; Chordata; Mammalia; Eulipotyphla; Soricidae. Bases 73 to 411 code for a protein of 112 amino acids. Gene Ontology annotation, cellular component: elongin complex. Gene Ontology annotation, biological process: ubiquitin-dependent protein catabolic process. Gene Ontology annotation, molecular function: protein-macromolecule adaptor activity. The transcript has a single exon. The record is from RefSeq and is a predicted model, not a curated record.
GCGGUGGCUGCGGAGCUGACGAGAAACUCCUAAAUUUCCUCUGGGAGUGAAGUAGAAUUUCUUAAGAACAUAAUGGAUGGAGAAGAGAAAACCUAUGGUGGCUGUGAAGGCCCUGAUGCUAUGUAUGUCAAAUUAAUAUCCUCUGAUGGCCAUGAGUUUAUUGUAAAAAGAGAACAUGCGUUAACAUCAGGAACAAUAAAAGCCAUGUUGAGUGGCCCAGGUCAGUUUGCUGAAAAUGAAACCAAUGAAGUCAAUUUUAGAGAGAUCCCUUCACAUGUGCUAUCCAAAGUGUGCAUGUAUUUUACCUACAAGGUUUGUUACACUAACAGCUCGACCGAGAUUCCUGAAUUCCCAAUUGCACCUGAAAUUGCACUGGAACUGCUGAUGGCUGUGAAUUUCCUAGAUUGUUAAAUAAAGUAAA